This is a messenger RNA of Daucus carota subsp. sativus, 930 nucleotides long. RefSeq lists its product as uncharacterized. The coding region runs from base 1 to 930 and encodes 309 amino acids. The record is from RefSeq and is a predicted model, not a curated record. The transcript has a single exon. NCBI's taxonomy places the organism in Eukaryota, Viridiplantae, Streptophyta, Magnoliopsida, Apiales, Apiaceae.
AUGGAGUUACACCAGGUAUCUGAUCUGACCAAGUGCCGACUUUUAGCUUCAACUUUUAGGGGAAACGCCCACCAAUGGUUUCAGAAGAUCGGACCGGGUAGCAUUGGGUCAUGGGAGCAGAUGCGUAGGAUGUUCCUCACUCAGUUUCAAUCAUCAAUCCAUUAUGCCCCACCUGUUACCACUUUAGCCAAUAUCAGACAGAAGGAAGGAGAGACACUUCAAGCCUAUUUCCGAAGGUUCAACGCUGAAGUCCCACAGGUAAGGGGAGCAACCGACGAGACCGUUAAGAAUUUCUUGAUAGCGGGAGUAAGAGUAGGCACGGACUUUUGGAAGGCACUUCAGAGGAAAGAGCCACCUACACUAGCAGCCCUGUAUCUCUUGGCGGAACCAUAUAAAAGGGAGGAAGAGGCUCUCGCAAGUAUUACCAGACAUGACGCCAGUUCAUCAAGGACAUCUAGGCAAAGGAAGAGAGAUAGGACGCCUAGUCCUAGGAUGGAGAAAAAGAAUACUGUCAACGCCCUUGAUGUCAGACCUGUCUCGGAAGAACGGAACAGCCCACCACGCCAACCUAGCCCCAUAAGAAGAAGGUCAGAUAUCGAUCAUUACACUCCCUUGGUUGCAUCUAUUGAACAUAUAUUCGAGGUGAACAAGAAAUCAGGGAUCUUUAAGAAACCAAACCCACUGACCUCUACUCAAGUCAAAGAUAAGAAGAAGUUCUGUGCCUACCACGAAUCACAUGGUCAUGAUACCCACGAGUGUCGCCAACUUAAGGAAGAGAUUGAACAGUUGAUCAGGAAUGGUAAGCUAACGGAUUGGGUUGUUAGAGAGGUGAGAAAGCAUAAGGAUACUCCCAUCAUCACUUUAGUACCCGAAGCCGAGUCUGAAGUACCUGCAUCAAGUGGGAGGAGACAACAGGAGUGCAAUGGAUAG